ACCUUAAUGAAUGGUAAUGAACGUUGAAUUAAGAUUCGUGAUGCAGAAACUAGACACCAUAAUGUUGGAAGUAGACUUGAGUUAUAUUUAAAAAUGAAGCAACUUUAGAAGGGGGGUUCAGGAACAACGUAGAUUGUGGGCAGUCAACCUAUAAAAAGCAUUUGUUAUCAUCAUCAAUGGACAAAACUGUUAGACUGUGGGAUAUAGAAAGUAAGGCUUGCCUAAAGUUGUUUGCCCACAAUGAUUAUGUAACAUGUAUCCAGUUCAAUCCGACAGAUGAUAGUUACUUCAUCAGUGGCUCUCUUGAUGCCAAGGUCCGCAUAUGGAGCAUACCAGACCGUCAAGUUGUUGACUGGAGUGAUCUCCAUGAAAUGGUUACUGCUGUAUGCUACACUCCAGAUGGUCAGGGUGCAAUAGUUGGUUCACAUAAAGGAAGCUGCCGCUAUUACAAGACCUCUGAUUAUAAGCUUAACCAGGAAGCUCAGAUAGAUAUUAGGAGCAAAAAAAAGAAGUCUCAUGCAAAAAAAAUUACCGGCUUCCAGUUUGCUCCAGGCAAUCCAACUGAAGUGUUAAUUACCUCAGCUGAUUCACAGAUUCGGGUGUUUGAUGGUCUUGAUAUGAUUCACAAAUUCAGAGGUUUCAGGAACACAAGCAGUCAAAUUUCUGCAUCGUACACAUCUGAUGGGAGGUAUGUCGUGUGUGCAAGUGAGGACUCCCAUGUGUAUAUAUGGAAGCGAGAUCCAGCACGCAGCUUAGGUGCUGGAGGGAAAAGCAAAGGUUGGAGUACAACCCGAUCUCACGAGCACUUCUUUUGUAAAGAUGUCUCAGUCGCAAUCCCAUGGCCUGGCAAUGGAAGCAACUUUGGACCAACAUCGCCAUCUGUGCCACUGUGGUCUAGAAGGUAUACUCAUGAACAGGGCGAGAGCAGCGAUUCCCAAAUAUCCAUCACCUCUGAGGAUAACUUCCCCAUCAGCAGGAGCCAUUACCUGCCGCUUCCUAAGAAGAAUUCCCCGGAACAGACACUUCCCUGUGCAGAUGAAUUCCGCAACAUCUCUCACUUGGGACCAGAAAUUGGUAGUGGGUCAUUUGUUUCAGCUUGUUCUUCUUCAAUGCGGUCUGGUGCAGUUUCCUCUUCGAUAUCAGAUUCUGGCACCUUUUCAUCGUCCCUGUCAUCUUGGGGAUGGUCUGUUGGGGGCAGCAAUAGGACCAGCAAUAUCGGUGCCGCAAAUGCGUGGGGUCUAGUAGUAGUGACAGCUAGUCUGGGAGGGGAUAUCAGGAUAUACCAAAAUUUUGGCCUGCCACUUCGGCUUAGCCGUCAAACCAAUUUAUUCUAUUAAAUUACUCCCAGCUGUGCUGACGUGCCCAACUCUAUUUUUUCCAGAUGUUGGAGAUCCUGCAGUCCACUUGCAGUCGUACAGGAUCAGCCUUGUAAUGUUGUGCGUGAGGGAUGUGAACUUUGAGGUUCUAGGACAUGUUCAGGCCCGAUGUGGCAGAACUGGCUCGUUCACCAAGCAUAUUGUAUCAGCCAAAACCGCACAUUACAAAGCGCUGCUUUUUCGCAUAUAUCUGAAUGAUCAUCAACUUGGUCUUAAGACGUAAAA
Phoenix dactylifera (date palm) is the source of this 1601-nucleotide messenger RNA. The record is from RefSeq and is a predicted model, not a curated record. Lineage: Eukaryota; Viridiplantae; Streptophyta; Magnoliopsida; Arecales; Arecaceae.